AUGUUAGCUAACGGCAAAAGCAAUGGAGGACUUUUCUGCAAUUGGCAACUCGAAGAAGAGGAAGAAGGCUCGUUCCCAAGAGGGGAUACUACUGCGGAUGGGGACAUUACUCCAGUGGUAGACACUCCUGAUUAUUGGGUAUUUAAUCCAAGAAGUGAAAAAUUCAUCAAUAUUACUGGCAAGAAAUUCCCAAAAAUAUUGUUGGACGGAUGCAAACUGCUUGGAACCUCACGUGGCUGGGCAGUUUUCAUGAGCCACCCUGAUUCCACCAUACAUCUCACCCAAGUCCUUAAUCCUUGGUCCUCAGAGUCAUCUCCCAAAACCAUUACCCUGCCUCCAUUUACUGAUCACCUUGUUUUGCAUGCCGAAAUAGUCAGAAAUGUUUACUUGUCCACUUAUCUUCCCAACCAAGACGAUGAUUAUAUAGUGAGUUUCAACUUUUUUGGAUCCAAACUUUGUUACUGUAUGCCUAAUCGAGAUUCAAACUGGACGAUUAUCGACAUUUCUUUCUCCUGCGAAAUCAACUCUAGCAUCAUUUAUUCUCGGAAAGACCAGAUUUUCUACCUCCUCACUAAAGGAUGUGCCUACAUACAUGCUGCCUUGGAUCUCAAAAAGAAUAAGAAGAAUCCCAAAUUUAUGAGGUUUCAGUUUGGGGACUUCCCUUUGAUACCACAAUAUAUUUCUAAAAUUUCAAUCUUACCAACAUAA
Molecule: messenger RNA, 708 nt
Organism: Brassica oleracea var. oleracea
Lineage: Eukaryota; Viridiplantae; Streptophyta; Magnoliopsida; Brassicales; Brassicaceae
Source: RefSeq, a predicted model, not a curated record